Musa acuminata subsp. malaccensis (wild Malaysian banana) is the source of this 1671-nucleotide messenger RNA. The record is from RefSeq and is a predicted model, not a curated record. NCBI's taxonomy places the organism in Eukaryota, Viridiplantae, Streptophyta, Magnoliopsida, Zingiberales, Musaceae.
AUGUCUCUCAGCAAACAUGCCCUCUCCCUCGUCCUCUACCUCUGUGCUUCCUUCCUCCGCUCCGGCUUGCAUGUCGACGGCUCUGAGGAGCCGAAGGCUUACAUUGUUCACGUCAAGGGCCCCGAGAAGAUGGACUUCGAUGUCGCAGACCAAUGGAGCGAAUGGUACUCCUCUCUCUUGGAGAGUGCAGCUACACCAUUAGGACUGGAGUCUGAAGAAGGUGACCCGCGCUCGCGCCUUAUCUACUCCUACCGCAACGUCAUGACGGGCUUCGCUGCGCGGCUCACCCCGAGGGAGGUGGAGGCCAUGUCGACGAUGGACUGGUUUCUGCACGCCUACCCCAGCCGUGUUUACCGCCUUAAGACAACACACACACCCGAGUUCCUGGGACUGAGGCUGGGCGUGUGGAACGAGAGCAACAUGGGCGAAGGAAUCAUCAUCGGCCUCCUCGACACCGGCGUCACCCCCGGCCAUCCUUCCUACGACGACCACGGCAUGCCGCCGCCGCCGGCCAAGUGGAAGGGGCGCUGCGACUUGAAGGCGUCGGCUUGCAACAACAAGCUCAUCGGUGCAAGGUCCUUCAUCAAUCACGACGGACGCGACCGUCGUUCGACUGGCACGCCCGUCGACGAAGAAGGUCACGGCACGCACACGUCGAGCACCGCCGCCGGGGCGUUCGUGAAGCGUGCCAACGUCAACGGGUUCGCCCCGGGAGUCGCUGCCGGGAUGGCUCCCCGAGCUCACAUCGCUGCCUACAAGGUGUGCGACGAAAUCGCAUGCAUGGGUCACGACAUGUUGGCCGCCAUGGACGCCGCGGUGGACGAUGGGGUCGACGUGCUCUCCUUCUCGAUCAGCGCCGACCCAAUUCCCUUCCACUCGGACCCGAUCGCGCAGGGUACCUUCAACGCUAUCGGCAAAGGUGUCUUCAUCAGCUGCUCAGCCGGCAACGAGGGGCCUGAUCCUGGCUCCGUGAAUAACGAUGCGCCGUGGGUACUUACGGUGGGAGCGAGCACCACAGACCGCCUCUUCUUGGCCUCCGUGAAGCUUGGCAACGGACGAAAGCUCUAUGGGGAAUCACUGCACCGGCCGCGUUCCUUCAACCCCAAAAUGCUACCUCUCGUUUACCCCGGCUUCGUCACGGCUAAAGAUGGCGCCUACAUGUGCAUCAAUGGCACCUUAGAUGGUGUGGACGUCCGCGGAAAGUUAGUGUUGUGCCAGCUUGGCGUCAUUGACAGUGUGCAAAUGAGUGAAGUCGUCAAGAAAGCCGGCGGUGCCGGGAUGAUCGUCAUGAACUAUCCGGUAGACGGGUACACGAUCAUAGCCGACGACCAUGUGCUCCCGACAUCCAUGGUUCCAUACGCUUACGGACUCGAGAUCCAGGCCUACAUCAACUCCACCUCUACCCCGAUCGCGAACAUCAUCUAUCACGCCAAGGAAGUUAGCAAUUGGGAGGCCAAGGUGGAAGCCCAAGGGGUGAAGAAGUACAAAGCCUUGAGAGACUUCAAGAAGGGUCUAGCAAGGCUGAGGCAUAACUCCUUAGCCUUUGGCUAUGACCUUGCCAUGUCUCGGGCCAAGUACGAUCACCCUGACAUUGAGCUCCCUGAGAAUCCGAUUGACAAGCGCCCCACCAACGACGAGGUCAUGAUCAGCUCAAGUGACAUCGUCGACUGA